Messenger RNA from Dryobates pubescens (Downy woodpecker), 861 nucleotides. RefSeq names its product V-set and immunoglobulin domain-containing protein 4. The transcript is spliced from 3 exons. NCBI's taxonomy places the organism in Eukaryota, Metazoa, Chordata, Aves, Piciformes, Picidae. Gene Ontology annotation, molecular function: complement component C3b binding. Bases 1 to 861 code for a protein of 286 amino acids. The record is from RefSeq and is a predicted model, not a curated record. Gene Ontology annotation, biological process: negative regulation of T cell proliferation; negative regulation of interleukin-2 production; negative regulation of complement activation, alternative pathway.
AUGGGAGAAGCUGUGUGGACAGCGCUCUUCAUGAUGGCUUUCACCUGCUGCAGCGCACAUGUAAGAUGUGGCCACAUACUGGCUUCCAACUGCCUGGUGACUCCUGUCUAUCCCAAGGAAACUCUCUUCUGCUGCAUUCUCAUUUCUUCCCUUAAACUGUUGCUCCCUGCAGCCAUGCUGGGUCUGUCUGGCAUCCACGAGGUCAAGGGCACGUGGAUGGGAUCCACCACUUUGCCAUGUACCUACAUGCCCUCCGAAGGUCUCACACAGCAAACGCUGAGCUGGAGCCUGGAGCGAGACCACAGCAGCUCUACCAUCUUCCGGAGGGACAGCUCCGGUGACCACGUCCUGUUGUCCCGGUUCCGAGAGCGGGUCAGCGUCCCCAGGGACAGCCCUGGCAACGCCUCCCUCCUACUCCAGAACCUUGAAAUGCCUGACAGCGGACACUACACCUGCCAAAUCACCUGGAGGUCUGAAAAUAACAGCUUGGUAACAAAGGAGGUGACCACCACGGUUAAAGUUGUCAAAGUUGCAGUGACCAAGCCAAUCAUCAGGGCCGGCGAGCUGGGGCUGAAGGUCCCAGCAGGAGCCAGGACCAGCCUGACCUGUGAGGCCAGCGGGUCCCCCCCCAUCAGGUACCGCUGGUUCAGGAGCACCCCAGAAGGCAAAGCCCUGCUCCUGAGCAGCCAGGCUGAGCUGGCAUGGGACAACCUGCAUCCCUCUGACUCUGGGGUGUACUACUGUGAGGCAGAGAACAAGGUUGGGGCCGGGACCGUGCAGCGGAGCGAUGCUGUGGAGCUGACUGUGACAGGUGAGUCCCCAGCCCGGGUUCCUCAUCCCUGCUCUGCAAAACUCAAGUAG